This is a messenger RNA of Ilex paraguariensis (yerba mate), 1023 nucleotides long. The record is from the annotation of a GenBank genome assembly. NCBI's taxonomy places the organism in Eukaryota, Viridiplantae, Streptophyta, Magnoliopsida, Aquifoliales, Aquifoliaceae.
AUGGCGACUCCUCCGAUCCUCUCCUUAGCUCUUCCAUCUGAAACAGGUCGAGUUCUCAGCAUUCAGUCCCACACUGUCCAGGGAUAUGUGGGAAACAAAUCAGCUGUCUUUCCUCUCCAACUACUUGGCUAUGAUGUGGACCCGAUCAAUUCAGUACAGUUCUCAAACCACACAGGAUACCCAACUUUUAAGGGGCAGAUUUUGAAUGGACAACAACUAUGGGAGUUAGUGGAAGGUCUUGAAGCGAAUGAUUUGUUGUUCUACACUCAUUUAUUGACAGGUUAUAUAGGUUCUGUCUCCUUCUUGAACACCGUAUUAGAAGUUGUCAGUAAGCUUCGGUCUAUCAACCCCAACCUGACUUAUGUUUGUGAUCCGGUGAUGGGUGAUGAAGGAAAGCUUUAUGUGCCUCCAGAACUGGUAUCAGUAUAUCGUGAGAAGGUUGUACCAGUUGCAUCAAUGUUGACUCCUAAUCAGUUCGAAGCAGAACAAUUGACUGGGUUCAGGAUUGUUUCUGAAGAAGAUGGCCGGGAAGCCUGCAACAUUCUUCAUGCUGGAGGACCAUCAAAGUUCGAAGCAGAACAAUUGACUGGGUUCAGGAUUGUUUCUGAAGAAGAUGGCCGGGAAGCCUGCAACAUUCUUCAUGCUGGAGGACCAUCAAAGGUUGUGAUAACGAGCAUAAAUAUAGAUGGCAAUCUUCUCCUCAUUGGCAGUCAUCAGAAGGAAAAGGGUCAGUCUCCUGUGCAAUUCAAGAUUCUGAUACAUAAAAUUCCUGCAUAUUUCACGGGAACAGGUGAUCUAAUGACUGCACUGUUACUUGGAUGGAGCAAUAAAUAUGCUGAUAACCUUGAGAAAGCAGCAGAGCUUGCUGUAUCAAGCUUGCAGGCACUGCUGCUGAGGACAUUGACUGAUUAUCAGAGGGCUGGAUAUGAUCCCCAAUCAAGCAGUUUAGAGAUUCGAUUGAUUCAGAGUCAGGAUGACAUUCGCAACCCAGAAGUUAAAUACAAGGCUGAGAGAUACAACUGA